AACACGCAUGGAACUCUGGUGCCUCUUCCAACUGUCCCGCGUGCCGGUGGCCAAGCCGAGCUCGAGGCUCGAACAUCUUUUGACCGUUUGUAGCCGCGUUUUCGCGACAAACGCAGAAAAGUUAUUUAAAAAACAAAAGUAAACGACUCGAUUUCACGUACAACUCGACCGUGCAGCCGACGCGUUGGAUAAGGCAAUCUCCUUCGUUAUUUUGCCUCUUUUUCUUAAAUAGAUUGACAGUAACGGGCUUAAAAAGAUUCACUUCUAGGCUUUAAAGAUGUCAGAGGAACUCGAGCGACUUCUCUUACAGCUGACACAGCCUGACAAUGCCGCUAUCCAGCAGGCCACCGCCCAGCUGAAGCAGGCUUGCAAAGACCCAGCCGUGGUACCGGCCCUGUGUGCUGUCUUGAGCGGCUCCCAAAACCCCCUGAUUCGUCAGACAGCGACGGUGACGUUAAGGCUCAAAGUGAAGAAGCACUGGAAGAAGAUCAACUCCAAUAAUAGAGAGAGCCUCAAAGCAGUGGUUUUGCAAGCCUUCAUGCAGGAAACCGAUCACACUGUGCAGCAUGCACUCUCCCAGCUGUGUGCAGUCAUGGUCAAACACGAAACACCCGACCGCUGGCCUGCCCUGCUGCAGCUUCUAAGUCAGGCCACUAAGAGCACAAACCCUCAUGACAGACAGGUUGGCCUCUUGCUGUUGAAUAAGGUGGUAGAGUCCAACCCCACAUCCUUCCAGCCUCACUACUGCGAGCUGCUGCAGCUGCUCAGUACCGCCCUGCAGGACCACAACAACCCCACAGCGCUCUAUUACUGCAUCCUCACCCUGAUCGGGAUUACGGCUUUCAUUGGUACUGAAGAAAUGAAACAAAUGCGUUCUAUUAUCCCAGGCCUUAUUGUUGCUCUCAAACACCUCAUCAAGGCCAAUGAGGAUCAAGCCACUGAAGCCAUGGAGGUGUUUAUUGAGCUGAUGGAGAUUGAAGUAUCCGUCAUUGUCCCUCACAUUGCCGACAUCGUCCACUUUUGCCUUGAGGUGGCCAGUGACACAACACUGAGCGACGCUCUGCGAGUCAAAGCCCUUUCUUGCAUCACCUUCCUGAUCAAGCUGAGGAGUAAGUCUGUGCUGAAGCUGAAGCUGCUGGGCCCCAUUCUCAAAGCUCUUUUCCCAAUCCUGACUGCAGCCCCCCCACCGGGUGAGCACGACCCUGAAGAUGAGGAGGAUGGCGACAGCGAUGACACCACAGACAAUGCUAAUCCCAAACACUGUUCUGCUCAGGUGAUUGACACCAUGGCUCUCCACAUGCCUCCAGAGAAACUCUUCCACCACCUGAUACCCCUCACUCAAGCCUGCCUUUCCAGUGAAAACCCCUACCAAAAGAAGGGGGGUCUGAUGUGUCUGGCUGUGCUGGCUGAGGGAUGUGCUGACCACAUCCGAACCAACAUGCUCUCCUCUGUACUCCAGACUGUCUGCCGGUGUCUGUCAGACAGCAGUCAAGUGGUUCGUAGUGCUGCUCUGUUUGCUCUCGGGCAGUUCUCCGAACACCUGCAGCCUGAAGUGAGUAAAUACUGUUCGGAGUUGAUGCCGUUGCUCUUGGGUUACCUCUCUUCGCUGAAUGAGGAGAAGGUUGGACACGUUACCAGAGCCUUCUAUGCUCUAGAGAACUUCAUGGAGAAUCUGGGAGCUGAUAUUGAGCCUUACCUUCCUACUUUGAUGGAGACAAUGCUGUCUACUCUUAACAAUACCAACAAGCUCAAGAUUAAAGAGCUGGUCGUGUCAGCUUUGGGCGCCAUAGCCAAUGCUGCCAAAGAGUUGCUGGUUCCCUAUUUUCCCCCAAUCAUUGAAAGCCUGAAGGGUUUCCUGACUGCCACCACAGAAGAGAUGAGGCCCCUUCAAACUCAGUCUUUGGAUACUCUGUCUGUUCUGGCACGCACCGUCGGCAAAGAUGUCUUCAGUCCCCUCGCUGCAGAGUGCAUCCAGCUGGGCAUGAACCUCACCGAUGCCAUCGAUGACCCCGACCUGAGGCGAUGCACGUACAGUCUGUAUUCUGCUGUAUCCACCAUCUGCCCUGAAUCCAUAACUCCCCAUCUGACCGCCAUCACCACCGUGAUGCUGCUCGCCCUGAAGUCCACCGAGGGCGUCACGCCACACCUUGAAGAGGACAAGAACUUUGUUCUGCUGGAUGACGACGAUGAUGAAGAUGACACAGAAGAGGAGAAAGACGUUGAAGACCUUUCAGAGCCAAAAACUGACGUUGUGGAUGCUACAGGGUUUAAUGUGGAAAAUGCGUACAUGGACGAGAAGGAGGACGCUUGCGAAGCGCUGGGAGAGAUUGCUUUCAGCACUGGAGUUGCCUUCCAGCCCUUCUUAGAGUCCAGCUUCCAGCAGGUUUAUGAGCUGAGAGAUUUCCCCCACGAGGACAUCCGCAGGGCCGCGCUGGGGGCAUUGGGGCAGUUUUGUCGAGCUCAGCACAAAGUGUGGACAGAAAAUCCCUCUGAGGCCAACCACCAGGCCCUCUUGAAAUUACUGAAUGUAGUGAUUCCUUGCUUUGUGGAAACGGUGCGAGCAGACUUGGAGCGCCAGGUUGUGAUGGGAGUCCUGGAAUCCAUGAACGAUGUCAUCAAAUCCUGCAAGGGGGAGGUUUUUAAAAACCCUUCCUACCUGAAAGAGAUCUGCGGCGUCAUUCGGGAGGUCCUCACAAAGAAGACUCCUUGUCAGGGAUGUGAUCCUGAUGACAUUGAUGAUGAAGACCAACAGGCUGAGUUUGAUGCCAUGCUGCAGGAGUUUGCAGGGGAGGGGAUUCCAUUACUGGCUUCUUCAGUUCCUGCCGACCAGUUUGCUCCUUUUCUCAAUGAUCUGCUCCCUCUCAUCAUGAGCAAAGCUAAAUCCUCAUGCACUGUGGCGGACCGGAGUUUUUCGAUCGGCACCAUCGGGGAAAUCCUCCACGCUCUCUCGAGUGCACCUGGAGGUCGAGGCGUGGCGGGCCGACUGUCCAACCGCUUGCUUCCUGUUCUGGUGGCUGGGGUGAAGGACAGCGAUGCUGAGGUUCGCAACAACAGCGUGUUUGCUCUGGGAUGCCUGGCUGAGGCGGCUGGACCCAUCGUCGUGUCAGACUACCCCACCAUGCUGUCAGUGUUUUCUAACAUGCUGGUGAAGGAGUCCGAUCGGAGGGUUAUUGAUAACCUGUGCGGCGCCCUCUGCAGGAUGAUAAUGAGCAACAUCAGUGCUGUUCCUCUGAAGCAGGUUCUGCCGGCUCUGGUUGACCGUCUGCCUCUCCAAGAGGAUAUGGAGGAGUAUAAGACGGUCUUCAAGUGCCUGAUUAUGCUCUACAAACACAGUCCUGACAUGAUUGUGGAGUUAAUGAAGCCCAUAGUUGCUGCUUCCAGUCAUGCUGCUGGCCACAAAGAUGUGGAUGAAGAAACAAAAAGCAUGUUGGUUGUGCUGAUCAAAGAGUUUGCCCAGAACCACAGUGCAGCCUUCCAAGCAGCAACGGCCUUCCUUCCUGCAGAGCAGCAGACCAAACUCGGCGCAGCCGUCAGUGCCUCAUAGCCCCAACACACCCCUCCCCUCAACGCCGCCGCCAGCCGUGACGGUGGGAAACAAAGCGUUCAAAUUCAGCAUUUUAACAAACGAUCUGAGCAGCGUUUCCAUUAAAGUUCAUACACUCAUCAGUUCUGGCUCUCAGUAUUAUAAUUUAUAUUCUUUAAAUGUUCAGUUUUUGUUGAUAUUUCAUUAUUUUUAAUAGUUCUAUAUUUUGCUGUGAAGUUUGUAACAGCCACUUAAUGUUGGAGUGAACAUCUGGAUCUACUGAAAUGUUUUCUAAUUCUAAACAUCUUUGAAUUUUAUGUUUCUGCCACUGUUUGGAGUGUUUUGAGUUCUAACAAAUGUUGCUCUGACUCACUGAAAUAGAAAAUACUGUUUAUUUAAAACUCUUUUCCCACUCAAAAAGACAAAAAGGAGCUCAGCAACACAUAGACAAACAUCUAUUAAAAUAAAACAUAUAGACAGGCUUGAACAUGAAUUAUAUUAUUAAAGUUUAUAUAAAAGCAGGUAAUAUUUUUCAGGUUUGUUUAAUGUUUCUUUGACACAUUUUAAAUGUUUCUUCACUUAAUUGUACAAAAGAAAAUGACAAUGUGGAGGCCAUGAAUAAAUACAGACUUCAAGCUUG
Molecule: messenger RNA, 4163 nt
Organism: Oryzias melastigma (Indian medaka)
Lineage: Eukaryota; Metazoa; Chordata; Actinopteri; Beloniformes; Adrianichthyidae
Gene: ipo4
Product: importin 4
Exons: 30
Coding region: 278-3544 (1088 amino acids)
Biological process (GO): protein import into nucleus
Cellular component (GO): cytoplasm; nucleus
Molecular function (GO): small GTPase binding; nuclear import signal receptor activity
Source: RefSeq, a predicted model, not a curated record